Molecule: messenger RNA, 2272 nt
Organism: Danio rerio (zebrafish)
Lineage: Eukaryota; Metazoa; Chordata; Actinopteri; Cypriniformes; Danionidae
Product: zgc:162255
Cellular component (GO): Golgi membrane; cytoplasm
Source: RefSeq, marked provisional
CACUCAUAAACACACACUUAACACACUCACUCAUAAACACACUUAAUAACACACACUCAUUUUCAUGCACUUAAUCACUCACAAACACACUGAACACACACUCACUCAAAAACACACACUCAAUUACACACACUAACUCACUCACACACAUAAACACACACACAGACGGACGGUGACCAUGGGCUCGUCUCUCAGUGAGCCCUGCAUCUAUGAUAAGCUGUCGGAGAGCAUCGAUAUCCUCCGUCAGUCCGGCUACCGCUAUGGCAUGUCGGAGCGCGAGAUCGAGAAGUUCAUCAAGCAGGUGCUGGAGACCAACGAGCCGCGCAGGGAGCCGCCGCAGUUCCCCAUACUCAGGGCCACCGUCAAGUUUGUGGUGGCGGUGGGCGUGGUGCUGAUGGCGGUGCUGGUCUUCACGUAUCCUCAGUCUCCGGUGCUCAUGGGUUCGGUGAGCGGCACCACACUGAACAAUUCCUCUCCGCUGAGCCACAUUCGCCUGCUGGAGCUGCCCAUCGCUGAGAAAUACAACCUGCACGGUUUUCAUGAGUGGUGGGCAUCCAGCAGUCUGCAGUCGAUGGAUCUGAACUGCUCCGCCUGCGCAGACGUGACCGAUAUACUGGAGCUCACAGACCAGCUGAGGACAUCUGCAGGAGAACACACACACACACAACUACUGCUGCUGAAGGGUGGAGCGGCUCUCUCUCUCCGUGUGUCUCAGAUGGAUCAGUUCUCCUCCGUCUCUCAGACUCCUGCAAACUUCACUCUGCUGUGGAGUGUGUCCUCCAGGCCCAGAGAGUCAGUUCUUCAGUGGUUGUUCCCGGAGUCGGAGCGCUGCCCCCUGCUGGAGAUCUGGAGCUCCACACUGCAGCGCUGCAGACUGAGCAGCAGACGCCCACAGCCCUCCAGAGUGCAGGUGUUGGGCUGGAUGGUGGUCGCUGACGGAUCUCCAGAUGUUCGUCUGCUUCCAGUGCAGAGAUGCCGAAAACACUGCAGAUCCUUCAGUCUGAGGCUGGAGCCCGGGGACAUGGUGUUCGCCGACUCGCAGUUCUGGCUAAUGGAGCUUUCUCCGUCCGGAGCGCAGGACGUCCAGUGUGACAGUGCGGUGCUUUGAGGAAAAACACUGCUGUGCCAAUGAACAUUCAGAUCUCAGGUGUCCAGACUGCGUUCAGGAAAUGACAUCGGCCUUGGUUUUUUCUUCAUGGGGACACAAUUCUGUUUCUGUUGAGCUUCUGUGAUGUUUGCUGGUCUUCUGUCUGGAUGAGCCGCGGGAACGGUCGUGUUUCAGCCCAAAGCUGGUGUUGUGGAAAUGAUAUUUUGCUUAAAGACAGACACUUUAGUACAGUCUCACGCGAUGUUCAUGACGAUUAAGCUCAUUUUGUCCUACUGUGAUGCAAAAGAAAUCAUUUUCGUUACAGACUGCUAAAACAUUCUCAUUACCGUAAUGCAAAACAUUUACAUUUUGCUGUACUGAUUAAAUAUUAAUAUAAGAGUUUCAUAUUAGGUUAAUGAGAGUAUUUUCGUUUGAUUACAAUGAUAAACUGAUUUUCUGUGAUUUGUUGUUUCUAAAUUGUAGUCAAGAAUUGUAUUUAUUUUGUAAGAUGGUAAUGAGUGUGUAUUUACCAAUAUGGAGACUAUUUCGCUGUAUUACAGUGACGUUUUUUUUGUUAAUUUUUCAUCAUAUAGGCAUUUUUUGAUGGCAGUAAUGAGAAUAGUUUUUUGGUGUAUCACUUAAACGAGAAGGGUAAUUUUACUUAAUUAUGUUAUGGUAAAUGUUUAUUUUGUGUAGCGGUAAUGAUAAUAUUUUUCCAUGACGGCAAUGAAAAUAAUAAUUUCUUGCUGUAUUGUGGUAAUGAAAACAGUGGUUUUUGUUUAAAAUAUUUUCCAUAUUAUGGUAAAUGUUUAUUUUCUGUAAUGGUAAUGAUAAUAUUUUUACAAAAAUAAUGAGAAUAAUAUAUUGGUGCGUUACGGUAAUGAGAAGAAUACGUUUAGUUAUAAAAUAUUUCCAUUUUAUGGUAAAUACGUUUAUUUUGUGUUGUGUUCAUGAAAAUAUUUUCAUGACGGUAAUCAGACUAAUAAUUUAUUUUUCAUUAUGGUAAUGAGGAAAAUAAUUUUGACCAAAAUAUUUUCCAUGUUAUCGUAAAUGUUUAUUUUGUGUAGCGUAAUGAUCUUAUUUUUCCACAAUGGUAAUUUUUUUGCUGUAUUACAGUAAUGAGAAUGAUCAUUUUAGUUUAGAAUAUUUUCCAUUUUAUAGUAAAUGUUUAUUUUGUGCAGCGGA